Messenger RNA from Lachnellula hyalina, 1986 nucleotides. It is a transcript of the gene pol12, whose product is annotated as DNA polymerase alpha subunit B. The transcript has 4 exons. Gene Ontology annotation, biological process: DNA replication; DNA replication initiation. Gene Ontology annotation, cellular component: alpha DNA polymerase:primase complex. Gene Ontology annotation, molecular function: DNA binding. The record is from RefSeq and is a predicted model, not a curated record. Bases 1 to 1986 code for a protein of 661 amino acids. NCBI's taxonomy places the organism in Eukaryota, Fungi, Ascomycota, Leotiomycetes, Helotiales, Lachnaceae.
AUGGCAGACUCUGCAGAAGCUAUAAGAGAGCGUUUUGUUCCCGCUGCAUGCCCGGAACUGGAGGACGAUGUCCUCUCCGAGCUCCAAUCUAUCAUGCGCCUUCACUCGAUCGACGUGCAGGAAUUAUGGUACAAAUGGGAAUCUUACAGCAUGAAAAUGGGCGCGGACGACAUGAAGUUAAAUAUCGACACUGCGAGGGCUUUGAAGAAGGACGUGCAAGAUGGAUUGGAGCGCGAAAGUAGGAGCAAGACGCAUCUGCAGACAAAUAAACGUGGGGGGGCUACACCGCGAAAUGUCUCGAACAGUGGGGAUGUUUUUGGGAUGCUGGACGGCCUCGUGCCUAAUACUCCGAAAGCUGGAUCUGUGAGUCGACUGAAUGGAAAGCGGAAGCUGGAAACACCUACGAUGUCGAGAGUGAAGGCCGAACCUGCAAGCAGUCCACCAGAUUUCAAGACACCAUAUAAACCGGGUGAUCAGAGUGGUUCAGCAGUUUCCUUUCACGACCGACCAAAUGCUGGACAAGCGGUCGAAGUUCUGAAUGAUUAUCUACAAGUUCCAGAUCCACCAUUUGCUCCGUUUUCCGAAACCCGGAUUAAACUUGUAGGGAAUUCGGAUAUCAAGAAGCUAUCAUACAAGCCAUUGGCUAUGAAGUCGUCUGAGGCGUCUGAGAUUUUGGAUGAUCGGAUAGAUGAGUUCAUGACUUUCGUUCAAGCACACCACAACCUCGAGGACGCUGCGUUUGGAAGUGCUGCAAGCCAGGGAGCCAAUGAGAUUGUGGCAGUUGGAAGGAUAGCAUCAGAUUCUUUGGAAGGGAAACUCAACGCCUCAUCUAUUGUGCUUGAGACAUCACGACGAAUGGGCGCAGGUCUACGAGUACCCUUGAAACUCGACGCUCUACCCGGCUUCCAAUUUUUCCCCGGUCAAAUUGUGGCAUUGAAAGGAAUCAACGCUUCAGGUGACAACUUCACAGUCAGCGAGAUACUGGAAAUGCCCCUCUUAGGAAGCGCAGCAUCCUCAACAACCCGCCUCGAAGAACACGUCCAGCGCCUCCGUGGUGGCCCAGACGCCAUGGACUCGGACAGCCCCCCAGCCCCCCUAAACAUUCUCAUCGCCUCCGGUCCCUACACCGCCGACGACAAUCUCGACUUCGAGCCCCUCCACGCCCUCUGCAGCCAAGCAGCAGACUCAUAUGCCGACGCUCUCAUCCUCACCGGCCCUUUCCUCGACAUCGACCACCCGCUCAUCGCCUCUGGCGACUUCGACCUCCCCGAAGACGCAGUGCCAGAACCAGAUACCGCUACCAUGAACACAGUCUUCAAAUACCUAAUCUCGCCCGCAUUCGUCUCAUUAGUAUCAGCAAACCCACAUAUCACCAUCAUCCUCGUCCCAUCCGUGAAAGACAUAAUCAGCAAACAUGUUUCCUGGCCCCAAGAGCCCUUCCCCAGAAAAGAUCUCGGGCUUCCCAAAUCCGUAAAAAUCAUCGGUAACCCCAUGACGUUAUCCCUCAACGAGAUCGCAAUCGGGAUUUCCUCCCAAGACAUCCUCACCGAGCUCCGUACAUCUGAAGUCACGGGCGGGAAAAUUCAAGACGCAUCCAUGCUAGCCAGGUUACCGAAAUAUAUGAUCGAGCAGCGGAAUUUCUUCCCCCUGUUUCCGAGUGUUGAUAGGGAGGCUUUGCCGAAGACGGGGACGAGGGAGGGGAAGCCGGCGGGGAGUAUGCUUGAUGUUAGUUUUUUGAGACUGGGGGAGAUGGUUAACGUGAGGCCGGAUCUUCUGGUUGUUCCCAGUGCGCUGCCGGCUUUUGCUAAGGUCGUAGAAAGUGUCUUGGUUGUCAAUCCGGGGUAUUUGUCGAAAAGGAGGGCGGCGGGUACUUAUGUACGGUUGACCGUAUAUCCAGCUACUGUUACGGAUGAGGAGAGAAGCUCGGGUUUGAUGGUUGGGCAUAAGCUGUUUGAACGCGCUAGGGUUGAUGUGUUGCGGAUAUGA